GUUUGUUUCCUGUACAGCCGGCAGUCGCUCUGCACAACAACAUGGCUAUAAGCAGAAAAGACAGCUUCCUCUGGGGAAAAGCAUUUGGACAUUUGGAGAACAAUAAUGGUCCAAUCCCUCAACAAAUGAGGAUGAACUGUGCUCAUACUCCCUGCCUCAUUAAAGGAAGGUUUCUAUUUUCAGCCUUUUCCAUUGACCACCUCUCUAACUGCUGAAUGAUAAAGCUGGGGUGCAAACUGGUCAAUGAGAACAAGCGUGGGUUUGUUCGAACAUGCAUUAAAUGCUACAAAUCUGUCAAUGCUUUUUGUGUUGCACCACAGCUCCACCAAAACACCCAUCAGCUGAGAGGAGGCAGGGCGCCAGGAGCCAUAAACACGAACUGCUCGAUGACCUUCAGAAGCUAAAACAGGAAUUCAGUGAUUCCAUGCCUGAUUCCAGCAACCCUGACCUGAGGUGGCACAGCAAAAGUGUUGUGAGGAACAGGAAAUUUCUACGAGGGAAAAAGAAAUUCAACAUGGACCCAAAAAUGGGUGUCUGUUACCUGAUUGAGCAUGGCUUCCUUGAAUGGCGAGCAGAGUCAGUAGCAGAGUUUCUCUACAAGGAGGAGGGGCUGAAUAAGACCGCCAUAGGCAACUUCCUGGGAGAAAGGGAGGAAAUGCAUCUAAAGACCCUGAAAGUGUUCGUGGGCCUGCAUGAGUUCUCGGACUUAAAUCUAGUCCAGGCGCUGAGGCAGUUUCUGUGGAGUUUCCGCCUCCCAGGUGAAGCUCAGAAGAUUGACAGGAUGAUGGAGGCAUUUGCAACUCGCUACUGUGACUGUAACCCAGGGGUCUUCCAAUCCACAGACACCUGCUACAUCCUGUCUUUUGCCAUCAUCAUGCUCAACACAAGCCUGCACAACCCAAACGUGAAAGACAAGCCAAGUCUGCAGCGCUUCAUCUCUAUGAACAGAGGCAUCAAUAAUGGCGAGGACCUUCCCACUGAGAUACUUACGAAACUGUACGCAAGCAUCCGCAGCGAGCCUUUCAAAAUCCCAGAGGACGACGGGAACGACCUCACUCUGACGUUUUUCAAUCCUGACCGAGAGGGUUGGCUCCUCAAAAUGGGCGGUCGAGUUAAAACGUGGAAGAGACGUUGGUUUAUUUUGACAGACAGCUGCCUGUACUACUUUCAGUACACCACAGAUAAAGAUCCAAUCGGGAUCAUCCCUCUGGAGAACCUUUGUGUUAGAACGCUGCAAGACUCAAGCAAAUCGUAUUGCCUGGAGUUAUAUAACUCCAAAGGACAGAAGAUCAAGGCCUGUAAGACGGAGAACAAAGGCAGAGUGGUGCAGGGCAAACACCAGUCGUAUAAGCUGAAUGCAGCCAGCAGAGACGAAAGGGACGCCUGGAUAGAUGCCAUUAGGGCGAGCAUCACCAAGGAUCCAUUUCACGACCUGGUUUCGAUUCGGAGGAAGAAGGUCACCGGCAACACUUCCUCGUAGGAGCGAAACUGCAGACACCGGAGGAUCUAGGCCGUUUCUUAUUGAAACAUCACAAGCCGCGAAGGCUGCUCUGAUGUUAAUCAUGCAACGUUUCACAGAAAUGAACAAAUUUGGAAGUCGCACUUCAAGUGGCAAAUAGGAACAGUGAGCUAUGUGUGACUUCCAGUGUUAAAGUUUUCAUAUCACUUCUGCAAACUGAAAGCAUUGCUGCUCCCACUUCAAAACUGAAAAUACUUGGAAAAGUUUGGGAGUAGGGUUACAUGCUCCAAAGCAUUAGCAGUGUUUCAUCAAACUGAUCUCAUCCUAAUGGGGUCUCCAUAUGAAGAAAAAGAACUGAAGUCAUUACAAAGAGAUUCAACAAUGGAGCAACGAACACAAAACAACAACAAAGAUAUAAAAACAUAGAAAGCAGAGCAACCAAAAACAAGCUAAAUAACGACAAAGGCAUAGAAAGAUGAACCAGCACACAAUAACUCUCAAAAAUGUGCAAAAUCACUGCAGUGGGACAAAAAAGCAAGAAAAUAUGCUUCAUUUCCUCCUUAAAAAACAAAAAGGAAACAUCAUGGUGAUGCAAAACAUGGAUGCACAAUAUUUCCCAAAGAAACAACUAAUUUUGAAGAAGGACAUUCAAAAUGACCACAAAGGUUGAGGCAUAUUAAUGGCAAAGAAAUAGACACAAAGAAACCACAAAAACAGAAAAAAGAUUAAAUACAAAAACUACAGUAACAUUAAAAGAAGACAAAGACAUAACUGCUGUAAAGAUGGAAAAUCAAAUUUAGACAGUAGGGAAGACAAACCUUUACAGAGAUUAUAAAGCACAAAUAAUAGCAAACGUUUCACAGUAACUACAAAGAAACAACAUAUGCAACACAAAGUGGGGAGGAGGAUAAAAUACCCAGAAAGGCGUAGAAAACAACCACAGUUAAACAGUUAAUGAACACAGAAAUAUAUAUGACCAUGACGAAAACAUUUACCAAAAGACUUAAAAUAACCAGGAACAUUUGGGGAAAAGGGCACAUGGCUGCAAUGACAUGAACACAAAAGUCCUUUUUUUCCUGGGUGUAAAAAUAAAUCCAACUGAUUUAUUCAGGCUGGGAAAAUUUUGUAGCAUUUUCUUUUUUUUUAUGUACAUUUAAUUUUAUAAUUUAAAAAGUAAAAAAAAAAGAUAAAAUUAUCUUUAUCUUCUUUAAUUUAUGGAUCUUUGAAUGUAUACAUUAUAUUUUAUUUGUUAUAUUUUCAUGCUUUAGAUGUAAUUUAAUGACUUCAUAAUAACAUAAUCAAACUUGCCAAAUAAAGUAUAUUUUUGCCCAAA
This is a messenger RNA of Girardinichthys multiradiatus, 2792 nucleotides long. Its product is annotated as cytohesin-2-like. The record is from RefSeq and is a predicted model, not a curated record. Bases 281 to 1480 code for a protein of 399 amino acids. The transcript has 13 exons. Gene Ontology annotation, biological process: regulation of ARF protein signal transduction. NCBI's taxonomy places the organism in Eukaryota, Metazoa, Chordata, Actinopteri, Cyprinodontiformes, Goodeidae. Gene Ontology annotation, molecular function: guanyl-nucleotide exchange factor activity.